AGGGAUGAGGCCAUUACAUGAGCCCGACACCACCUCCUAUAUUCGUCCAGCAGAGACACUGGUGCCCUGUUCUCUCAGCAUGGAUCACCCCGGGAGGAGAACCCUACUUUUCUUCCUUGCUUUUGUGCCCAUAUAUUUACAUGGAGCUUCAUCACAGGAAGGCAAGCUAGUACAGCAAAGGAAACCAUUUUUUGAGAGACUCCGUAGAUUAGAAGAGCAGUUUCAAAGAUUCCAAGAGGUCACCCUGACACACCUGCAGGGCAUCGCAAACAACUACAAUGUGUCCUACAAUAUUGACACCCAAUUCCAAAGGCUCACAGAAGAGAGUCAGGCUUUGGUUCUGACAAUCAACAGGUCACAGGCUGCUGUGCAGGAGGAUCUGGCCCACCUAAAGACUUGGAUGAAGAAGACCAAACGUCGAGGCCGGAAGGUAGAUACAAGGCUGCAGGCCUUGGACCUUGCUCUGAGUGAGAAGAGCAAGCACCAGGCUUGGGAAGGGAAGAAUCAGAAGGCACAGCAGGAUGCUAUCUCACGCCUGGCCCUGAAUGUGUCUACUCUGCAGAACACACUGGCCCAUCUGGAACAUCAGGUCAAUAGGCAGAGCACCAGACUAGCUGCUCUUGAAGGGCAGCUACAGAUGGCCAACUCUGACACUGCAGCCCAGGGGCUGAUCCUGGCCCCAAACCAGCCUAUGCAGCCAGGUCUGAACUCCCCGAAGCUCUAUCACGAAAAGCAGGCACUCAGACACAGGAAUUCACCCCAGGAUCUCACCGCUACUCUCCAGGGGACACAGAAGCCCCCAUCCUCAAGCAACCAUUGGACAUCUACAGCAGCUCCAAGGGGCCCUCCUCAGCUGGCAUGGCCUCCCCAGGGAACAGGAAAAAUUUGCAACAUAGGCCCUGUGUUUGUCUUUCCGAAUGCCUCCGCUGAAAACGUGGUCUUCCUCAGCCCUGGGUUCCUCAAGGGUCUACGCGCCCUGUCCUUCUGCACCUGGAUCCGCAUGACCUCUGGUUACCUGGGCACCCUCUUCUCCUAUGCCACCGAAGACAAUGACAACAAGCUGGUACUGCAUGGCCGAGAUUCUCUGGUUCCUGGCUCCAUGCACUUUGUAAUUGGAGACCCAGCCUUCAGGGAGUUGCCCCUGCAGCUGCUGCUGGACAGUCAGUGGCACCACAUCUGUGUUAGCUGGACUUCCACCCAAGGCAGGUACUGGCUCUAUGUGGACCGCAGGCUAGUUGCCGCUGGCUCUCACUUCAGGGAGGAUUAUGAGAUCCCUCCUGGGGGAUCCCUUGUGCUGGGCCAGGAUCAAGACAAUGUCGGGGGUGGUUUUGACAGUGCUGAGGCCUUUGUGGGGAGCAUGUCUGGCUUGGCCCUCUGGGACAGGACCCUGUUUCCUAGAGAAGUUGCAAACCUUGCAAUUGGGAAAGAGAUCCCUACAGGUGCCAUUCUGACUCUAGCCAAUGUCACAUUGGUACGGGGAUUUGUACAGAGAAUCAACUGCCCUUGCCUGGAGCAUUGUCCAUAAAGCCACACCAUGCAGGCCAGUGAGAGGAGCCCCUCACCUUUCCCAUCUGCAUUGUCCUCAGCUAUGUAUGCAUACCUGGGCUCUAAUGUAGGAGGUGGGAGUGGCCAACGAAAUAUCUACAGUGAGAGGGGGGACCCCAGGCAAGUUCAGGGUCCAUACGCUGCAUCCCCCCAUCUCUGCAGCAUUCUUAUUCUUACAUGUUGCACCUUCGUGGGUCACUUCAUUCUUUGCAGAUGACAUUAUUUUACCUUGGCUUGUUCCAGCCCAGCAGGAGUGCUAGAUUCCAGCAGGUGUCUCCUCUCAGUGUGCCCUUUUAGUGAUAAAGGGCCAGCUGGUCAAGGCCAGUUCCCAGGAGAUGCCCUCAUUCUUUCCAACUGUGCAGAUGGCCGUAUGUAUCAUCACCAACUUCUCUCAAGAAAACUUUGGUAGGCUCUCCUCUGAGUCUAUGAAGAUGAUGAAUGAUGCCUUUAAACCAAUUUAUAAGGUAUAAUUUUCAUAUUAUAAACCAUACCCUUUAAGUGUACCAUUCAAAGAUUAUAGUAAAUAUGUUGAGUUAUACAAUCAUCACCAUAAUCUAGUUUUUGAGUAUUUCAGUUGCCUCUAAAUGCUUCUUGUUAAUGAUCACUCUUGCUUCUAGCCCCCGCAACUUCAUCUGCUUUCUGCCUAUGGAUUGGCCAAUUCUAGGUAUUUCAUAUAGAUGAAAUCCAGCCUGUAACCUGUGUCAACCUUCUGUCUUUCAGCAUCACAUUUUCUAGGUUCAUCUAAACCUGAUGUCAGCACAUCACUCCUUUUUGUGAGUGAAUAAUAUUCCAUUGUAUGAGUGGGCCACAUUUUCUUUAUCCACUCAUUAUCUGAUGGAAAUUUAGGUUAUUUCAAGUUUUUGAUUAUUGUGAAUAAAGCUGCUAAGUAUUCUU
Molecule: messenger RNA, 2439 nt
Organism: Cavia porcellus (domestic guinea pig)
Lineage: Eukaryota; Metazoa; Chordata; Mammalia; Rodentia; Caviidae
Gene: Ptx4
Product: pentraxin 4
Exons: 3
Coding region: 5-1525 (506 amino acids)
Source: RefSeq, a predicted model, not a curated record